GUCGGCUUUGCAUUUUUCAACAGUGUUUUGAUCAUUUUUUUUCACUUUUCAAUAAACAAAAUUUGUUACAACUUAACAAAACUUUAUUAUUAUUAUUUUAAAGAAAAAAUAUUAACUUAAACAUCAGCUAUAGAUACAAAUUAAAUAUUUUUGUUUUGUUGGCUAAAAAAUGAGUCCACGUUCACAUAGUCGUUCUGUUACACCACGUCGUUCUUAUUCCCGCUCGCCUUAUAGACGCUCUGGACGCCGUAAAUCCUAUAGCCGCUAUAAAUAUGAUUCACGCAGUAGUUCCAAUUCUAGACAUCCACCAUCACCGCCUCCCAUAACAACUGGCCGACACAGUGGUCGCUAUUCUAGUGAUAGUCGUAGUGUUUCCAGAUCCGUAUCACCCACCUAUAAAAAAAGACAGCACAAUAGUCGUCGUCAUUAUAGUAGAUCACGUUCAAGAACAAAAUCUCCAACACGUUCCCGUUCACGUAAUUCGUAUGAUAGAGCAAAUCGUAGCAAUAGAGAAAAACCUUUACCCUGCCGCUGUAUUGGUGUCUUUGGUUUAAGUGUCUAUACUACACAACUUAAAAUCAGAGAAAUAUUUUCCAAAUUUGGCCCCAUAGAACGCAUACAAGUUGUUAUUGAUGCUCAGACCGGACGUUCUCGGGGUUUUUGUUUUAUUUAUUAUGAAAAUUUAGCUGAUGCUAAAGCAGCCUGUGAUAAUUGCUGUGGCAUGGAAAUUGAUGGUAGACGCAUACGUGUUGCCUAUUCCAUAACCGAAAGGCCACACACACCAACGCCUGGUGUUUAUAUGGGACGACCAGCCAAAGAUUUACGUGAACGUUAUCGUGCCCAAAAACAACAGCUACAACAACAACAGCGUCAUUAUUCUCCAGUUAGUUAUAGUAGUAAAUCUCAUCAUAGUCAUCGACAUCGUUAUGAACGCAGUCGUAGUCGUUCCUAUUCACCACGUCGUUAUCGUUAUCGAUACCAUUAAUAAUUAGGCUAAUUUAUAAGCCUUUUUCUGUUUGUUUUUUUUCUCUUCUUGAAUUCACUUUUUUUUUUUAAUUUUUAUGUUACUUUAGUUUUAAACGCUUCUUUGCAGCUUGUUUGUGUGUAAUAAAUUAGUUUAGUUUUGUGGUUGUCUUAUACAUGGAGGUGAAUUUAACUUUUUACCAAAAUUUUAGUGUUUUGUACCUUAAUUUCUGAAAUUCAGUUUUGUCAUAAUUUUAAUAUAAAUAUGGAUAUAUGUAUGUACUUCUGUGUUUUAGUUAUAAUUUAUAAUAUAUUUAAACAAGAAACAAUUAUUUUGCAAAAAGAAAAACUUGUAAAUUCCUUAAAAAAAUCUAUCUGAAAAUAAUUGUUUCUUAAAAAAAAACUUUAAUUAACAUUAUAAUAAUGUUUGUGUAAUUAUUUAAUUAUAUAAUAAUAAACAACUAGUUGUAAUAUUUUGUAUUUAUUUAAAUUUCUUUAAAUGGACAAACAAAAAAA
Messenger RNA from Lucilia cuprina (Australian sheep blowfly), 1479 nucleotides. Its product is annotated as transformer-2 sex-determining protein. Gene Ontology annotation, molecular function: RNA binding. Gene Ontology annotation, biological process: positive regulation of mRNA splicing, via spliceosome. Gene Ontology annotation, cellular component: spliceosomal complex. The record is from RefSeq and is a predicted model, not a curated record. Bases 170 to 985 code for a protein of 271 amino acids. The transcript has 8 exons. Lineage: Eukaryota; Metazoa; Arthropoda; Insecta; Diptera; Calliphoridae.